This is a messenger RNA of Magnusiomyces paraingens, 4443 nucleotides long. RefSeq lists its product as uncharacterized. Bases 1 to 4443 code for a protein of 1480 amino acids. NCBI's taxonomy places the organism in Eukaryota, Fungi, Ascomycota, Dipodascomycetes, Dipodascales, Dipodascaceae. Gene Ontology annotation, cellular component: membrane. Gene Ontology annotation, biological process: transmembrane transport. The record is from RefSeq and is a predicted model, not a curated record. The transcript has 3 exons. Gene Ontology annotation, molecular function: ATP binding; ATP hydrolysis activity; ABC-type transporter activity.
AUGAGUAAGGACGAUUCGAAAGAAGAACUGGGCUCGCCCCAGCCUUACUUUGAAAAAGACAUUGAGUUUUCCUCUGAUCGUGAUUCUCCCUCAGACACAGAAAAAAAUGAAGCAAUUACCGAGCUUGCUCGCCAAUAUACCCAUACUUCAACGCUUACGCGAACUCAAACAAACACAUCUCAGCUUUUAGCCCCGAUUCCUACUAACUUCAAUCCGUUCCUAAGCACAGAUAAUCCCAUUUUGGAUCCCCUGUCUCCUGAAUUUAAUCCCCGUGCUUGGGCGCGUCAUAUGCUUAAAAUCAGACACUCGGAUCCUGAAAAAUACCCCAAAUUAAAUGCUGGCGUUUCGUUUAAAAAUUUAGGCGCAUAUGGAUACUCAGAUGGUACAUCUUUUCAACCUACUGUCUUUAACACAAUUAUUCAAAGAGCAAAUGAUUACUUAAAUCUUAUUCGUCGACGCAAAGGCGAGAAAGUCACAAUUCUUAAAAAUUUUAAUGGUCUUGUUAAAUCUGGCGAAACUUGCGUUGUGUUAGGCCGACCUGGAGCUGGAUGUUCUACUUUAUUGAAAACCAUCUCUUGUGACACUUAUGGCUUUCAUGUAACUGACGAUUCAAUCAUAAAUUAUCAAGGCAUUACACCUGAUCAAGUUGUUAAAAAUUACCGUGGUGAGGUUGUCUACAAUGCUGAAAAUGAAAUCCAUUUCCCUCAUCUUAGUGUCGGCGAUACUCUAAAAUUUGCUGCCUUGGCUCGUACACCUGAAAAUAGACUUCCAGGUGUUUCUAGAGAUCAGCAUGCUACUCAUACCCGUGAUGUAGUCAUGACCAUGUUUGGCCUUCUUCACACUAUGAACACACGAGUCGGUAAUGAUUUCAUUAGAGGUGUAUCUGGCGGUGAGCGCAAGCGUGUUUCUAUUGCCGAAGUUGUUUUGGCUGGUGCUGCAAUUCAAACUUGGGAUAAUGCAACGCGAGGUCUCGAUUCUGCCACAGCUCUCAGUUUCGUCAAAUCCUUAAAGAUUGAUGCGGACCUCGGUGGUGCUUCAAUUUUUGUUUCACUCUACCAGGCAUCGCAAGAUGCUUACGAUCUUUUUGAUAAAGUUACAGUUCUUUAUCUUGGUCGCCAAAUCUAUUUUGGUCCCACAAAUGAAGCGAAAAAGUAUUUUGAAGACAUGGGCUACAUUUGUAUUGACCGUCAAACUACUGGUGACUUUUUGACUUCUCUUACUUCACCAUCUGAACGUGUUAUCAAGCCAGGUUUCGAAAAUAUUGUGCCUCGAACCCCUGACGAGUUUGAGGAGUACUGGCACAAGAGCCCUCAAUAUAAGAAGCUUAUUGAGGAAGUUGACGAAUGGAAUAAUGAACAUCCCAUUGGUGGUCCUGGCGUAGAAAAAUUCAAAGAGUUUAAGACUACUCAACAAGCAAAGUAUGUCCCAUCCAGUUCCCCCUACUUCAUUUCAUAUCCGAUGCAAAUUAAGAUUUGUAUCACUCGCGGCUUCCAACGUCUAAAGGGUGAUCCCGCAAUGACCCUUACAACGAUUUUCGGUAAUACAAUUGCUGCCCUUAUUGUCAGUUCCAUUUUCUACAAUCAACCAAAGACUACCAGCUCUUUUUACGCCCGUUCAGCCGCUCUUUUCUUUUCUGUUCUUUUCAAUACCCUUUCUUCUUUGCUUGAAGUUUUUUCACUUUAUGCCAUCCGUCCUAUUGUUGAAAAACAUAACCGUUAUGCCUUUUACCGUCCUUCUGCCGAAGCAAUUAGUUCUCUCAUUGUUGAUAUGCCAGGAAAGAUUCUUACAUCUUUAGCUUUUAAUUUGGUCUUAUACUUUAUGGUCAAUUUAAAGCGUACACCAGCGGCUUUCUUCACCUAUUUCUUGUUUUCUUUUCUGACAUCACUGACUUCAUCAUUUUUGUUCCGUCUAAUUGCAUCAGUCACCCGCACAGUAUCUGAAGCAUUAACACCCUCAGCAUUGGUCAUUUUCCUUAUUGUCGUCACUACUGGUUUUGUUAUUCCUGUUGUUGAUAUGCACCCGUGGGUUCGCUGGAUCAAUUACUUGAAUCCAACUGCUUAUGUUUUUGAGGCAGUCAUGGUUAACGAAUUUAGAAGUGUAAAUUUUGAAUGCUCCACCAUGAUUCCUAGUGGUGCUGGUUAUGAGGAUGUACCACAAGAUUUAAAAAUUUGCACUGUAAUUGGCUCUAUUCCUGGAAGCAAUAUUGUUUAUGGAAACGAUUACGUUAUUCAAUCAUUUAAAUAUUAUCCUUCGCAUCUCUGGCGCAAUCUGGGUAUUCUUAUUGGCUUUUGUGUAUUCUUUUACUGUCUUUAUAUGCUCUUUUCUGAAUUGGUUAAGGGUCAACGCUCGCGUGGUGAAAUUUUGGUUUUCCCUCGUGGUGUUAAGCCUCCAAUGCCCAAAGUUCGUGAUGUGGAAACUUUAGAAAAGGGAAUGGUUGAUGACAAUAAUCUAAACACUCCUGCUAUUCGCGUACAAAGUUCUAUCAAGCUUCAAAAACAAGAAGGUAUUUUCCAAUGGCAAGAUGUUUGCUACGAUAUUAAGAUCAAGGGUGAACCUCGAAGAUUACUGGAUCAUGUUGAUGGUUGGGUCAAACCUGGUACCUUGACUGCCUUGAUGGGUUCUUCGGGUGCAGGUAAAACAACUUUGCUUGAUACUCUAGCUGACCGUGUAACUAUGGGUGUAGUAACUGGUGACAUGCUUGUCAAUGGUUCCCAACGUGACCGUUCUUUCCAGCGCAAGACUGGUUAUGUUCAGCAACAGGAUGUUCACUUGGAUACUACUACAGUUCGUGAGGCUUUAGAGUUUUCUGCUUUGCUUAGACAGCCUGAUGAGAUCCCUCGUGCUGAAAAAAUUUCUUAUGUCAAUGAGGUUAUCAAGAUUUUGGAAAUGGAAGAAUAUGCUGAUGCUGUUGUUGGUGUUCCGGGUGAAGGUCUUAACGUUGAACAGCGCAAGCGCCUUACUAUUGGUGUUGAACUUGCUGCUAAACCCGAAUUACUUCUUUUCCUUGAUGAGCCUACUUCUGGUUUGGACUCUCAAACCGCUUGGUCAAUUGUUUCUCUUAUGAAGAAGCUUACCCAUAGUGGCCAAGCAAUUUUGUGCACUAUCCAUCAACCUUCUGCCGUUUUGUUUCAGCAAUUUGAUCGUCUCUUGUUUUUAAAGAAAGGCGGUCAAACUGUUUAUUAUGGUGAUCUUGGUGAGAAUGCUGAGACUCUUGUCAAUUAUUUUGUCAAGCAUGGUGCUCCUCCUUGUCCUCCAGAUGCUAACCCUGCCGAGUGGAUGCUUGAAGUUAUUGGUGCUGCCCCUGGUUCUCAUUCUGAUAAGGACUGGUUUGAGGUUUGGCGCAACUCUGAUGAAUAUCAAGCCAUGAAGCGUGAUCUUGAAGCUCUUCGCGAAGAAUCCACAAUGUAUGCUGAUAAGAGUGAGUCUAAGAGCAUGGCAAAAUCUUAUGCUGUGCCUAUUUGGAAGCAGUGCAUCAUUGUAUCUAAGCGUUCGUUGAAACAUACAUGGCGUAAUCCACAGUACAUUUGGUCAAAACUUAUUCUUUGUAUCACGUCGCCAUUUUUCCUUGGUGUUACUUUUUGGAAGGCUAAGAAUACUUUGCAAGGCUUGCAGAAUCAAAUGUUUGCAGUUUUUAUGAUUACUGUGGUGUUCCCUCCUCUUGUUGAACAAAUGAUGACACCAUUUGCACUCCAACGUAUGCUUUACGAGACUCGUGAGAGGCCAUCUAAAACAUAUUCUUGGGUCACUUUUAUUACUUCCAUGAUUGUUUCUGAGGUUCCCUGGCAAACCAUUGCUGCUCUUGGUACCUUUUUCACAUUUUACUAUCCCGUUGGUUUUUACCGCAACGCUAUCCCAACUGACGGAGUUCACGAGCGUGGUGCUCUGUUUUUCUUGAUGAUUCUUUGGUACUUUUACUACAUGCUUACGUUUUCGUACAUGGCUGUGGCUACAAUGGCUGAAGAAACAGCAUCUAACAUUUCCAACGUUCUUUUCAAUGUUGCACUUUCCAUGUGUGGUGUUCUUGUUCCCAAGGACCAACUUCCAGGAUUUUGGAUUUUUAUGUACCGGUGUUCGCCUUUCACAUAUAUCAUUUCAGCUCUUCUUUCGACUGGUAUUGCCCAUUCUGAGGUGAAGUGCUCUACCAAAGAGCUUCUUCAUUUUGCGAACACGCUUAGUUCCAAUAUGACUUGUGGUGAAUUUUUGGACUCUUAUGCAACUGCAACCGGUGGUAAAGUCUAUAAUCCUGACUCUUAUACAGAUUGCCAGUUCUGUACCAUGAAGUCAACGGACACUUAUCUUGAAUCUAUUUUUGCACCAUUGUCUGAAGCUUGGCGUAACUUUGGUUUGUUGAUUGCCUUUACUUUUAUUAAUAUGGCAUUUGCCUAUUUCUUUUACUGGCUGGGUCGUGUUCCCAAGAGCUGGGGUAAGAAAAAGAAAGAUUAA